Molecule: messenger RNA, 2361 nt
Organism: Penicillium canescens
Lineage: Eukaryota; Fungi; Ascomycota; Eurotiomycetes; Eurotiales; Aspergillaceae
Product: nitrogen permease regulator 3 family protein
Exons: 3
Coding region: 1-2361 (786 amino acids)
Biological process (GO): TORC1 signaling; cellular response to amino acid starvation; positive regulation of autophagy
Cellular component (GO): GATOR1 complex
Source: RefSeq, a predicted model, not a curated record
AUGUCCUCGAUCGCACGGCCUCCAGACCCCGAGAACCGCCUAAAAUCCAGCACCAAGGGCGGCCGGCGCAUCUCCCGCACUCGCACGCGACGAGGCUCGAAGAACACCGAUUCCAGUUCAAGCGAUGAAAGCGGACUAAGCUCUGAUGAGGAGGAAGAGGACCGAGAAAGAGAAAAAGAAAGCCAUGUCGGCGGCAGCUCAGUGCUUUCAGGUCGGCGCGCCAGCAAUUUCGGCCUCGACGAGCACCUAUCCGUCUCGGCGUCGACUGCAGUCCAUGAACCGCACCGUCCCGGCUCUCUAGGCUCUGGUCGAGGUUCAUCGCUGCGAAAACGCGGUGGUGCAGGCUCGGAUCUCGAGGAGGAUGCGGGAACGGCGUCUGAUCGACCUGAAGAUGGUCCUGGGAGUUCUAGGCCGCCCUGGGAGUCGCUUCUGGGUGUACCCGGGAGUGUAUGGGAGAAGCUAUUGAGUCCGUCUCGGUCGUGGCAUAAGCGGCGCUUUGAGAUUGGCAUCAAUGACCUUGCCCUUAUUGGGUGGCCGGUCUUCGUGCGCGAGGAUGGUACAUGGCGCAAACAACGACGCAAGAAAAAGAAGAAGCCGCGUGCGGACUGGGAAGGUGGUGAAUUGGGUCACAAUGAACAAGCUGAGGAUGGGCGCGGUGAUGAGCGGUCUCCUGAUUUGGGUGCCAGUGUUGCCUCCAUUGCGGAGUCUUUGACUUCGCCGACGGGUAGCAAGCGUGAUUCGACUAGCGGGAAAUCGGGGAAGAUGGGAGAUGGUGCGCCUCUUGACUCCGAGGAUAAAGAUCAUAUGACUAUGUUCAAUGUGGUAUUUGUCGUGGAUCCGCCUCUUUUGGAGUACUCGAUGCGGGUGAAGGAGAUCUAUGAGAACAUUAUCAAGAAGUUCGCCAAGGCACUCAAGUGGGAGCAGGCUCGCACUGACUAUGUGUGGAAAGAGUCUCAACAUAUCUUGCAAGUUCGACGGAGAGCACGAGAGAAUAAAACAUCGACUCAUAAUCUUUACUCUGAAUUGAUUUCUCAGUCUUCGCUGGCUAGGGCUAUGUACACAGUGUACAGUAGCAUAUCAGCAUCCAAGAUCGCAUCUAUCUCGCUUAGCCCGGAUGUGUCUAUUUCGCUCCAGAUCCCGCCACUAACCUCUACACCAUACGUUUCUGGCCCAGCAGACAAAUCAUACCCCGGUCUGUGGCUGACAACAGCAGACAGUGCAACUCCAGUGGACGAUCCAGGGGCUGAUGGAAACAAUACGCCACAUCAAGUACUGGCAAAGCAUUUCGCCCUCCUACUAUUGGACAGCGAAGCUGCGAUUAUCAAGGAUGUCGAAGCCUCCGGUGGCGCUCUUGCUCCAGCACUCGCCCACUACAUCCGUUGCUCGAAGCCGACCAAGUCUUUUGCUCAGAUAUCAGCGUCGUCAGGGAUCCCCUUAUCUCACAUCCAGAUGCUGUCAAGCCACCUCGUGUAUUGGCGUCGUGCUCGCGCUAUACCUCCAAUCCACCAACGAGAUACGUACAUCGUCUCUCCGAACUGUGACCUGAGUAAGCUGGAAGUGGCUACGAUCGCCUAUCAAGCGGCGUUCCCAACACUCCCCAGCUUGCCAAAGAUGCUUUCCACCCUCAGCGGUACCCCUCGCCCAUACAGCAACUUCAUCCCUAGCAAGGACCACAAGGAGGCCUACUUUAACAUCUUGGCAUGGUUAUUGCGCGGCGGUUGGGUCACUCAGCUGCGCACAUUUGCGCGUAUCAAGGUCACACCCGAGAUCAAAAUGGCUGUGGAAAUGGCAUUGCGGAAGGAGGAAGUGGACCGGUACCUAGCAAAGGGCUCUUCCAAUUCCAUCCCAGUCGACGAAGAUGACGCCGACGACAAGGAUGAUGAUGAUGAUGCGAACUCUUCAUCCUCAUCCUCACUAGCAAGCCACGACAGCGGUGAAGAGACGCCCAUGCCCGGCCGACUCGAUCCACACUCGCAACUGCGCAUGUCUCACAAAUUCUUAGAUCGAUCAACAGCUCUCCGUCUCUCAUCAUUCAUUCUCUCUCCGCACCGUGCAUCCCCACUCGAGUCACGCUGGCUCGACGAGAUCGUCGCUCGAUUUCCCGACCACCCCAACACAGAUCAAGAUGAGCUCAAGAAUAGCCCAGAUAACGAUCUCCAGACCGUGCACAAGAAAUACUGGCCAGUCUUCCUGAAGUACUUCAAUGGCUAUGACGCCGUGGAAAAGAUUCCCGUACGGGAAAAUCUCAAGCGCAAGCUUGUUUGGCAGGUUCUCAUGCGGCUGGGGUUGGUGACGGGGCCACUGGGGUCGAUUGAGUUAGAUGCGCGCGAACAGGUGUUGGUCAGUUUUCGGCAUUGGUAG